AUGAGCAUCCUUAAGGGUGCUUUGGAAAGGCUUCUAGCCGAAUCUCAAUCAUCAAGGCAAAAAGAACUUGAACAAGCUUGUACUACCGCUUUAGAGAAACUUAAACAAGAAAUAAAUUAUAUUGCUAAAAAGAAAGCUAUAAAAGAUGGAAAAUUAAAAGCAAAGUCAGAAAAUGAUGCCGUCGAAGUUGCCCCACAAAUAAACAAUUCUGAAAAUGGGUCAAUAUCAAAUAAUAAUACCAAAAAUAGCGUACCGCAAACAUCAUCUUCUACCGAUGGAUCUGCUGGAGAAACAAGUCAAAGGGGUGCUGAAAAAGCUGCUGAGAAGGAAUUAAAAGCAGCUAGCCCCACACAAAAAAGUUCUCCAAGCAUACCAUCACAAGCUAAUUCACGUUCAUCAAUCUCUAGUAGUUUGUUUGCUCGUGCUGGUGAAGAUUUACCAAAAAUUUUAGCCGAUAAUUAUUGGCAACCAUUCAGAAUCGCUUGUGGUACUUCAAUUCCAGUUAACGUUCGUGUGUUAGCUUUGGAUUGUUUACAAAAAAUUAUAGCUCAUGGAUUGCUCAAGGGAUCUAAACCGAUUGUUCCGCCAAAGAACAGUAUCACUAAGAAACGUGAUCCCAAAGUUAAAAAUCAAACAAAUGGUUUUAGCGAUUCUAAUGAUUUAUCAUUUAUUGACAUAUCUGAGACUCCAUUUGAUAAUGAUGAGUCUACAGAUGGUGUUUCUACCACAAAUCCUUCUACUUUUCCAAAUCCGGCUCGAUUAAUUGAUGAUGUGGUUCAUACGGUUUGCAUAGGAUUUGUUGGUCCUCAAACUGAUCAAACCGUUCAACUUCAAAUAUUAAAAGUAUUGCUUACUCUUGUUACCACUGAACAAUGUCCAGUUCAUGGUAUUAGUUUACUUAAAAUUAUUCAAACUUGUUGUAAUAUAUAUUGUUAUUCAAAAAGUCAAGUAAAUCAAGCAACUGCAAAAGCUGAAUUAACUCAAAUUUCAAAUUUUAUUGUUUCGAGAUGUGAAGAAUUCGCACUAGAAUUAUCCAAAAGUGAACUUUCAAAAAAAGUUAAUGGAGUUGAUUCACCAGAUUUUAUAGAGAAUGAAAAGGUCAUAAAAGCAAAUGCUUCUGAGUCAAAAGAGCCAACAAGUAUUAACGGUGAAGUUCUCGUUACCGAGGAAUCUAAUGGCAAUGACUUCGCAGAUGCUAAAAUAUCUGAUCAUACGGAAGAUAUUAUUGAAGUAAUUAAUAUUCCUGUGGAUCACGAUGAUAAUAAAGAUAAAGAGAUUGAUGGUGAUCAAAUGAAUGGUAAUCCUGAAUCCUCUACAGUUAAUGUAAAUUUGGUACAAGAUGAUGAGGCAAAACCGGAAACGAUUAUAAGCGAAACUACUGAGAAUGAGUUGACUAACAAAGAGCUUGAAGAUGUCGAGAUAGAGAAAACUGUGGAGCAAUUUACAAAAGAUGACCAAGUUAAAAAUGAUGUGAAGGAUGAAUCUUCAAAAGACGACCAAGUUAAAAACGAU
Messenger RNA from Racocetra persica, 1512 nucleotides. Lineage: Eukaryota; Fungi; Glomeromycota; Glomeromycetes; Diversisporales; Gigasporaceae. The record is from the annotation of a GenBank genome assembly.